UGAUUUCUAAUUUCCCCUCAUCCUCUCCCCCUCUCCAUCCCCAAGGAAGAACUGCAUUUUGAUUUAUGUUCUUUUGUUUGUAAUCUCAUGAUUCCAAUCGCCAGGCAUUUUCUGUUGAAUUACUCCGGUUGUGUUGAACUUUUGUUUCACUUUAUAAAAGAGGAGGGCUGUAUUUCUGCCAUAUUGAUCUAGAAAAACCUCUUUUAUUAUGCUUUUGAGGUUGUGGGGGUUCGGUGAGACUUCUACUGUCCUUGGUGAUAUUUUAAUUUCUGUGGGGAUUGGUGUGGAAGGAUGAGAAUCUCGCUUAUUCUUCUGUUGCUGUAAUCUUCUUUCCCACAAAUUAUGAGUCGAAUUAGGCUUCCACUGUUUCAAAUGAUUUUCCAAGAUGGGGAAUCUGAGUGCCCUGGUUUUCAACGUGAACCCAAGAAACUGGACCUUCUGUUCCAUCGAAGGAGCACACUAUGCAAAUAGCUUGUCAACCCCAUCCACUGGUUUACUUCUCUAUCAGAAGCAUCUCUAAAAGACAAGAUGAAUGGAAGAACGUACAGAAUUUGCAUUCAAGAAGCUUUGUUAAACUUGUAUUUUUGGAACCUCAGACUCAUAAAUUUGCUAGGCCACUGUGCAAAAACAGAUUGUAUGCAAUCCCACAUGAAGAAGAUGGGCGCCCUUCUGCCUCGAUGCCAGAGGAUGUUAAUUCGAAACCAAUGCUUAAUUCUAUAGCAGAGGAGUUGGGGAAUAAAUGGUCGCCUCCAAGAUAUCUAUGGAGGGGGCUAUCAGUUCUUUUUCUAACUGGGCAGGUCAUUAUGAGGACUUUAAAGGGUAAAAUCCAUUGGAAAAAUACUCUCCAACAGCUAGAGAGAGUAGGGCCAAGAUCUGUAGGGGUUUGUCUUCUAACAUCUGCAUUUGUUGGCAUGGCUUUUUCUAUCCAAUUUGUCAGAGAAUUUACUAGAUUAGGAUUAAACAGGUCUGUUGGUGGUGUAUUAGCUUUGGCAUUCUCAAGGGAGCUAAGUCCCGUGAUUACGUCGAUUGUGGUUGCAGGGAGAAUUGGAAGUUCAUACGCUGCAGAAUUAGGAACAAUGCAAGUCUCAGAGCAAACCGACACGUUAAGAAUCUUGGGUUCAAACCCUGUCGAUUAUCUCGUCACUCCAAGAGUUAUAGCCUCCUGCAUUGCUCUUCCAAUUCUAACUUUAAUGUGUUUCACAGUUGGGAUGGCAUCAAGUGCUCUUUUGGCCGACAGUGUUUAUGGUAUUAGCAUCAACAUUAUCAUUGACUCAGCUCUAAGAGCUCUAAAAUCGUGGGAUAUAAUCAGCGCGAUGAUCAAAUCGCAGGUUUUCGGUGCUAUCAUAUCGAUUGUAAGCUGUGCUUGGGGUAUCACUACUUCGGGGGGUGCUAAGGGGGUUGGGGAGUCCACAACUUCAGCCGUUGUCAUCUCUCUUGUGGGCAUAUUCAUUGCUGAUUUCACCCUUUCUUGUUUCUUCUUCCAAGGAGCUGGAGAUUCCCUCAAGAACUGUAUGUAAAUUCAUUGAGCAUAGUCACAAAUACUUCUACAUUAUUCAGUGGGGAAAAGAGCAUGUCAGAAUCUGCUGUUUACAUAAAACAUGUCUCCAAGAAGUUUAACAAAUGGGAAGCCAUUGCAGGUAUGUGUGAGUUUUAGUUUAAUUUGUUUUUGGGCUGAAACAACAACUUUCUGGCUUUUCUUGCUGUUUUCUUAUUGUCUAGCAAAGAAGUGCCUUUUUUACGUAGGAUUAGCAGUCCACGUUAUCUUCCACUUUCGAUUGAGUUUAUGAAUCUCAGCUCAUGUUUUUAAGUAGAACUUUUGACAAAUAAUAUGAUUCUGCCACUAGAUGGGUCACUUAAAAACCCAUCUAAAAUUUGUAACAA
Messenger RNA from Cucurbita maxima (winter squash), 1881 nucleotides. RefSeq names its product protein TRIGALACTOSYLDIACYLGLYCEROL 1, chloroplastic-like. Gene Ontology annotation, cellular component: ATP-binding cassette (ABC) transporter complex. The transcript has 3 exons. NCBI's taxonomy places the organism in Eukaryota, Viridiplantae, Streptophyta, Magnoliopsida, Cucurbitales, Cucurbitaceae. Gene Ontology annotation, biological process: phospholipid transport. The record is from RefSeq and is a predicted model, not a curated record. Bases 462 to 1517 code for a protein of 351 amino acids.